UUGCUUCUUUAUCCCAUCAACCAAAACAAGACUUUAGCUUUCGAUGGAUUAUAAUGUGAUUUGUGAAAACAGAACACUUGUAUCUUGUCUACCGUAACAUACUUUAAUAAUAUGAGACGUGUAUCUGACUAAUCUUGCCAAUCGUGAAAUGCAUCCUGCAUUCACAGUUCCAUGAUCACCUGUCUGAGGCUGUCAGUCAAAAUACAGUAGAGUGCAGGUAUACAGUAUAAUAUUUGUAACCUGUUUAUUUCGGGUGUAGCAAUACCAUGUCAGCUAGUAUGGCUAUUAUGAGGAUUGCCAGUGUAUAGCAGCUGUCUGAAACAAAAUGAAGGACUCGGUUACCUUGCUGGUGUUUUCCACUGUUCUCCUUGUCCUGAGUUUAAACAUACACCCCUCAAAUGCGGUUUGUCAAAUCCAAUGUGGUUGGAAGGCUGAGUGCAAAAACCUCACAUGUGAAUGUCCUGCAGGCUAUGAGCUUCAUCCUAACCAGCAAGACUGCAAGACAGCUGUGUGCAUUGGAAGGGACUGUUUAGAAUGUGAUUCAGAAAACAAAUGCCAAAGAUGUACAAAUUUUCUCUCUGAGCAAAGUCGUGAGUGUUUGCCGAAGUGUAAUGGUGAGGCUAAGAUAAUACAGAGUGGAGACCUUCAGGGAAGUGUUUGUACAGAGCUCAAGAGUGAUGACAGUAACCUGGACAUCAUUAUAGGUAUAGCGGCCGGUGUGUCAGCCGCCAUUAUCAUCUGUCUUAUCAUGGGCAUCAUAGUCUACUGCCACCUGAGGAAAAACAGACAAAAAAUUAAUCUACAGCAGCAAAAAAACAAGGCUGAAAAUAUGCAACUUGGAAAAUUGACAGCUAUCCCUACAUAUGACAACAAGGGUUAUGAGCCUGAUGUGGACACACUGCGAGCCCGGCUGAGUGGAGUGGUUGACCGCGACCAGUACCAGGCAGAAUAUGAGAAAUUGCUCCCACAGGCUGAGGUCCUACUGAUGCUCCUCAACCAAAUCCGCCGCAAACUCCGGGCUAUGAACAGUGGAGAUCCUCGUGUUCCUACAUACAAGGGUGUUAUCCACCAGCUGUGUCGAGUACUGGUACUGCUCCAUAAGAAAGAACCAGUGACCAGUAUUCCAGCUGAUGCCCUCGGAUUAUUUGAGUGGGCUCAUCAACUCCUCGAAGAUUAUCAGUUAGAAAAUCAGGACCAGACAACGUGUACAUCGGAGGAGGCCCCACCUAGUAAAAUUUCCUAUAUUGAGGUACCAGAGGAAAAGCGCCAGAGUCUUUACCACCAGUAUGCUAUCCCCCACGUCCAUCGUCAGAAGGCCACCAAUGGUCACAGCAAACAGCCGUCCACCUUGUCCCGCCACUCAGACACUGGGUACUACAGCAGUACCCCAGUUCCUAUAGAAUACCACAGCAACACCCUCCCAGCCACCCGAAGCUCUUUUCACCCAGAGCCAAAGACCUCCAAAACCAACAAGAAAGAAACACGCAAAACUAAAAGUGCCACCAAUAUACAUCACAAUCUUCAGGGCAGUGACUUGUCUAUGGGCUAUUUUACAAAUGGACGGUAUUAUGAGCCAGCCCCACAGCAUGAAAUAUACGCCCCUGCCAGUUCUUAUAGUGAUCGUAGCAACCACCUCUUGUCAACAUUCCUAGCACCAACAAUUCCACGCACUCAGUCUUUCUCCUCCUCACUCGGGAAUUCAGAUGGAUUACGAGAAUCUUCAGACAGAGAGGAUAGGGAUGUAGAAGGUGAAGGUGACUCCAGUGAUAAUGAGGCUUUGCCCUUUGACCCAAAGGAUGCUACAGAGCCAAUGGAAGUCUGAACUCGCUGCUGUCUUUAAUCGACACCAACAUUUUGCAUGGUGUCAAUACUACAUAUCAAUGAGGCGUCACAUUCCUGUGUCGAUGCAACGUUUCUACCUUUGUAUUGUCUGUAGUUGCUAUUUCACACUUGUGGCGUUGACUUUGUGGUUUUCAGUUUAUAGUGUUUGUUGUGAUAUUUAACAAAAGAAAUAUGCUAUCAUGCUGAAUUUGUAGAUUUACCAUCAAAUGUGAAAAUGGCAGAUAUAACACUGCCUUGCAAACUCUGUUUACAGUAUUCAUGGUCUCAUAUCUCCUAUUUUUUUUCAUUUUAUUUUGGUUGUUUUAGGAAAAGUCUAAAAUGUCAUGUGCUUCUCUUAUUAGAAUUGUUUGGUAUACAUGUAUUGCAAUAUGGAGUAAUUCACAUUUUUAUUUUCAACUAUUUCUUUGUUUUGUUUCAACAUUAAUUUACACUUACUUGUAGUUUUGAGCUAAAACCAUAAGAAAUAAAUCAAAACAAUAAGUCAUUUUUUAGUUCAGAUUAUUUUGUCAAACUAUUUGGUGCUUUUUUUUAUAUUAUUUGCAAAUUGUUGUAUUAUUUCACUUCACCAUAAUAAGAAUCUUUUACUCUACUUGAUGUCCAGUUUGAUGAGCUUGAGUGGUACAAAAAGGACAGCUUUUUACACAUAGCUUCGCUUAUUUCUACUGAAAUCCCAGGGGCCCACCUUUGUUGACAAUCACAGGUUUAUAUUAGUCUGAUUUUUUUUCAGCUUUUACAGGAGAUAUUCUUUCCGAGACAGACAUACUAUUUAUAUGUACAGCAAAUAUAUCUGUUUGUAUGUCUGACCAUUUCCUUCUUCCUUGUUUAGGAAUGUUGCAUUGUGAAUGAUUUUUUUUUAAAUUUAUCAUUAGUACAAACCAUUAAUUAAAUGAACCAUCUUGACUUAUUUGUGUUCUUUUAGAAUGUUGAUGAAUUUAAGAUUUUUUGGCAAUAUACAGGACUGGGAUGAUAUACCAACUAUACAACACAACACAUGUAUAAAUACAAUACCUUUUUUUAUGAUACGAUACAUAGCAUGUUGGAUCUCAUUCCCUGGGAAUCAUUUUCAAGGUUUCCUCUCUUCUGUUUUGAUAACCAUCCUUCGUGACCUAUAUGUGUUGUGACAUUGUUUAACCUCAAAAUAAUUCUAAUAUUUCUUACAAAUCAAUUUCUGAAUUUUGAUAUAACCAUAUAAAUGUCUUUCUCAGUGUCCUUCCAUUUAUGAUUGAAGUCUGUGAUAGAUAUGUUAUAUGAAGCUCUUUAUUGGAACAUUUGAACAGAAUUUUGUAGUGGAUGUCAGAAAUGUAAUUUUGGGUUAUGUUUAUAUGAGAUUGGAUGUGUCUUGACAUUGAUAUAUACUGUACUCUGUACAUUGUCAAUUCCUUCUAUUUUAAUGUCCGAAAUUUUGAUAAUGACUUUGUGUUUCUAGGUUUACAUUCUGUACCAAUUAUAACACACUUCCAAAUUUUAUUUUACAAAAAAAGUAAUUACUUGGGUCACAUAAUACUGGACAAAGUUUUACGGAACUGGAUUUAGAUGUAAAAAAUCAUAUUUAAACAGUGCUAACGUACAUAUACAUAUUAAUCAAAAUGUGGCAACACUAGUCACUGAGGGGCCAAGUUAGUAGGAUGGUUUCAGAUAUUUUAACAAUAUUAUAUUGACACUUGCUUGUUAAAUAUGCAUGGGUUUUGUCUCAUUCUUAAUUUAUUGAUUUUUUUUAAUGUAAAAAUGUGAAAUAUGAUUUAGAAAAUGUUUUCUUUUAAUCCAGUUGUAUCUAAAUUACAAGCACUAAACAUUAAUAUAGUUUUUAAAUAUAACUCAAUGUAUUAUCAUAUUAAUUUUUAAUGAUACAUAUUAAAUUGAUUUUUUAAGAAUAUAAAAUGAAGAAACUUUUUAACUAUAUUUCAUAAAAUGUAUAACUUUUCUGGAAAUUGUACUGCUUUUUAUUACUACACCACUAGGAUUUGUUUGCACUGUAGAUUUCCUAGAAAUUUACUGUAGUUUUUACUUAAAUCAAUAUUCAAAUAAUAUCAAUACAAUAAAAUUAAAUAGCAAAUUUACAAUGUAGGUUAUUUUCAGAAAGUUCAAACUACAGCAAGAUUAAGGAGGUUUAAGAAUAUUGAUGUUUUAUGAACAUGAAUAAUGCAAAUCUAUUGUAUUAAUGUUUUUUCCUAUCUAUACAUCAGAAUUCUGUUAGAAAUCCAGUAAUAUUAAAUAAAUAAUGUAGUGUUUGUUUUUACGAUAACCUUCCUCUUUGAUGUUCAACCUUAUCCAAUUCGACUUUUUAUUUUUUUAUUUUAACAGAUUUUUAACAAUGUUUCAUACAAGAAUAAGUAUACUAAUUGGUCUCAGUAUGGGAAUUGUGCAGACAUAAUUGUAUGCGAAAUAUAAGGCUUGGCUGGCCA
Molecule: messenger RNA, 4244 nt
Organism: Mizuhopecten yessoensis (Yesso scallop)
Lineage: Eukaryota; Metazoa; Mollusca; Bivalvia; Pectinida; Pectinidae
Exons: 12
Coding region: 326-1822 (498 amino acids)
Source: RefSeq, a predicted model, not a curated record